Messenger RNA from Chenopodium quinoa (quinoa), 2751 nucleotides. RefSeq lists its product as uncharacterized. Gene Ontology annotation, molecular function: protein binding. NCBI's taxonomy places the organism in Eukaryota, Viridiplantae, Streptophyta, Magnoliopsida, Caryophyllales, Amaranthaceae. The record is from RefSeq and is a predicted model, not a curated record. The coding region runs from base 513 to 2483 and encodes 656 amino acids. The transcript has a single exon.
UGUAUUUUUAAUUUAUGUAUAACAUUUAAAGUUAGUUUAUCAUUGUGAAACAAAGACAUUGAAUAGAAAAAAAAAACAAAUUGAUUAUUUUGAAAUAUCCAAGUAGAAAAAAAAAAUGUGAUAAAAAAAGGGGCAUAAAGACUUUGGUGAAAAGUAUAUGAUUCACAUUGUCCUAAAUAACUAAAUUGCACCCGAAAAUUAAAAAUGAAACAGUAGAGUAAAAAUGAGUGGGCAUAAAAUUGUUGUGACAAGAAAAUCCUAAAAAUUCCGUGUAAGAUUAAAGACCUCCUUUGAAACCGCCUUCAGUCAACCGGCAACUCACUCCUUUCUGCCCGUAACUUUGGAAAACACCCGCAAUCUUUCUCUCUCUAACUCACUCACUCACUCUUUUUCUCAAAUCCCCAUCAAUUUUAUUCAUCAUUCUGCAAAUCCCAGAUUUUAUUUUCUAUCUUUGGUUCGGAUGAUCAUCUAGCAGCUACAAACUCAAGGAGAAACUUUUUAAUUUCUUCUCAAUGUUCAAUAAUACUUCCAUGGAAGGCAAGCUUUAUGUCCCUUUUCUUGUUUUUUGCAUUUCUUUUUUCAUAAUCUUUGAUGGGUUUUUUGUAAACUGUGAUAACCCUUUACCUGAUAAUCAGCUCCUUCCUAAUUGCAAUGAUAAUAAUAUUGAUAAACAUAGCAAUAACAAUGACAAUGAUAGUGGUGACCCUUUUCUGCACAAUCAACACCAAUCUCAAAUUGAUAAGCUUGAACAACUGGUGAAGAAUUUGAGUGAGCUAGUUACAAGAUUGGAGUCCAAAUUUGAUGAUUCAAAAAGCUAUGUUAAUAACAAAGACAAGGGUGAUAGAUCAGCUCAUAUUGUGGGGAGAGAUGUUGGAAUUCAUGAUGAGGGCUCUAAAGGUGAGGUUGGUGGUGGUGGUGCUGCUGCUGCUGCGCCUGGGAAUCGAUUGAAGGCGGGUUCCAUCACAAAGUACAGCCCUUUUUGGUCUGAGAAAUUUCAGUUUAUGUCGGCUGUGAGUUUGGAUUCAGUUGCUACUAGUGUUAAUGUUUUACCCUUUCGAGAUUACGAGGGUGCUAGUAAGUACAUCGCGGUUGGCGAUGAUAGCGGCCGAGUUUACGUCUUUUUGAGGAAUGGGGAUGUUUUGGUUGAGUUCAGUACCUUGACUGAUUCACCUGUUACUGCUAUGCUUUCUUAUAUGUCAGCUUAUAUGAACGAGAGCGUGUUGGUUACAGGACAUAGUAAUGGGGUUAUUUUGGCUCAUAGGCUUUGGGAGACGUCGCUUGCUGAGGAUUUGAGUUCCCUUCACAUGGAGAAUCAUGUGGCAUUGGAUACGGGGGAAGCUGGGUCGAUUGGCGCCCCAGUCUCAAUCUUGGAAGUCCAUCAUGUUGCUAGAUCUAGAUACAUUUUGUCAGUGGAAGGGAAGGGGAAAAUCAAGGUUUUUAGAGAGAAUGGUACUUUGUAUGGGUUGGCUGUGCCAACGAGCCGCCCCCUGGCUUUCCUGAAACAAAGGCUUUUGUUCUUGAUGGAGAAGGGUGCCGGAUCUUUGGACUUGAGGACUAUGAAGAUUAGGGAGACUGAAUGUGAAGGUCUGAAUGAUUCCACAGUGUCUAACUAUGUGUUUGAUGCUACUGAGCGGUCAAAGGCAUACGGGUUUACAUCAUCUGGCGAAUUGAUUCAUCUAUUAUUAUUAGGUGAUGUGACGAAUUUCAAAUGCAGGGUUAGAUCCAGGAAAAAGUUUGACAUGGAUGAUCCUCUUGCAUUUCAGGCAAUCAAGGGAUACUUACUAAUCAUAGGCCAAGAAAAGAUCUAUGUGUAUAAUGUUUCAACUCAGCACUAUAGGUCUGGUGCUCCUCGUCUUACAUUUUCUGCUGGUAUAGAGGAGAUCAAAUCAUCAUUUUUACCUGGUCAAGCUGUGGAUGAGAGCGGGAAGGAAAAAGCAAUACCACUAAUAGCUAGUGACCGUGAAAAGCUUGUUAUUCUUGGUCUUGGAGGAGGAUAUGUUGGAAUGUACCGUUCAAAACUUCCAAUUACCAGAGGAGAGUCCAGCGCAGUACUCUGGACAAGUCCUGUAUUGUUCUUCAUACUCUUCCUCUUUGGAGCAUGGCAGUUCUUUGCCAAGAAGAAGGAAGCACUUACAUCAUGGGGCCCAGAUGAUCCCUUUAAUUCCACCUCGGUCACGAGUGGAGGAGCCUCAUUAGGGUCUGGGUCAGGAGAAAGAUCUUAUACUGAUUCGUCAUCAAGAAAUGCUGACAUCAUGGAUAUGAGGAAUAAUGGUUUACGAGGUCCUUCAAGAAGGUAUACUUCUCCAUCCCGAUAUCCUGGUGGAGGCAGCUCUUUUAGGCCAAGUGCUGUGGACACUAGCUCCAGACCGUUAUCUGUUGAUCCCAAUUAUAGAGCAACCUCGGAGCUGAAAUUCAGAGGUUCUAAUCUAGACUCUUCUGCUUUCCCCAAACGUAGAGAGAACAUGUAUGAUGAUGGAAAUUGACUUGCAAGAUAGAUCGAUCAGGAAGUGUUGUAGCCUGCUAGGUGACAGGUGUUUUCACUGAAUUUUGUUUUUGUUCCAUGUUCUAUCAAUAUGUGUUCAUAUGCAGUAUUUCUGUUUGAGCCUCUACCCUAGUUGUAAUUUUGAAAUACAAUAAUGCUAGAACUUAUUAUAGUUCUAUCCAUAUAUUUCCACAGGGGUUAUGCUUUUCUUUAGGAGAACGUUAUUAUAAUGCUCAGAAAGCAUAUUGUCAUACACUUUUCUUUGUCAA